Molecule: messenger RNA, 2610 nt
Organism: Phragmites australis (common reed)
Lineage: Eukaryota; Viridiplantae; Streptophyta; Magnoliopsida; Poales; Poaceae
Exons: 1
Coding region: 235-1440 (401 amino acids)
Source: RefSeq, a predicted model, not a curated record
AGGCGCGGCGAAGGCAUGGAGCGGCAUGCGCUGGCACACUGGGCUCAGCCGCGCGUAUGCGUAUCAUUCUGGAGCCGCAAGCCAGCAACCAUUAUAAAAGGGGAACUGGGGCGACGCCACCGCGAGCGAGUACCCAACCAAUUCAAAACUAGAGAGCCGUAGCCGCUGAUUCCAGAGACAGCUCAGCGCUCGUCUUAUCGGCGUAACAAACCAGGCAACCAACCGCCCGUGGCCAUGGCGACGGCGUCGUGGGCGGACCUCCCUGCCGGCCUCAUCCUUCGCCUCGUCCCCCGCUUCCGUUGCCUCGCCGACCGCGUCCACAUGUCCUGCCUCAACAGGCACUGGCGCGCCGUCGUGAAGAAUGACGAGCAGGUGAAGCCCCGGCCGCCACCGCCGCAUCAGCUGCCGUGGCUCCUGCUCCCCUCCACCACCGACCCCUUCUUCUACACCACGAUCGGCGGCAAGAGAUACACCCUCCCCAAGCUCCCGCCCGACGUCCGCGCCGCGCGCUUCUGCGGCUCUUUCGACGGCGGUUGGCUCGCGCUCGCGCUCAGCCAGCCGCCUCACGCCCACGCGCUCUACAACCUCAACUCCGGGGUCCGCAUCGACCUCCCCCGCGUGAACCAGGAAGGGCACCCUGUGACGGUGAGCGUUGCCACCUUCUCGGCCACGCCAUCGCUCCCCCCUCCCGAGGCAUACCUCAUCUGCGCCAUCAUUGAGGACACCAAGCCCUGCGUCGCGUUCUGGCAGUAUCGGAUGGAGCACUGGCUUAUCGCUGGAUCUCCAGUCGGGGGCACAGGGGAGGAGCUGCAGGACGUCAUCUACUACAACGGCGGCUUCCAUGUCGUCACCUCGCGCGAGCGCGUGGUGGUGUACGUGCCAGAACUCGACCAGGGCGGCAAGCUCUUGCACGUGAACCCGACGUUCUACGACAUCCAGCAACGCCGGCAUUACAAGCGCGAUCUGGAGAGUCUCCGUGAGGGACAGAACAGGAUGGAUCACUACCUCAUGGAGUCCCGCGGCGAGUUGCUGAUGGCUGUGAGGUUACUGAGGUACAUGCACAUCAGAGACGACACGAAGAUUUUCCGGGUCUUCAGGCUCAACGCCGAGGAGCCGGCUGCCGACGACCAUCUUCCUCGCGCUUCCUGGGGGGAGUUUCGGUUUCAUCUCGAUGGCCGGAUGCUGUUCGUGGGGCACGGGUGCUCCAGGUCCUUCGAUGUCGCCGAUUUCCAUGGUUUUGCGGAUUCCAGGGUCUACUUCUUCGACGAUCGCUUCGCCACCGCGGAGCCGGUGAUGGGUGAGAUCCGGUACCAUCUUACCGACAUGGGCAGGUACUCCAUGGACCGCAUCAUCGUCGAGGUGUGGCCUCCGGAGGAUGAUGAGGACCAGCGGCUCCCAGAAGCGUCGGACCGCGCUCCUCCCAUCUGGUGGCUCCAUUGAUGAUGCGUAUUUGCACAAGGCAGCGUACGCUUUUCUCUCCCUCCUGACGUGAUUGUGCUGAGAUACAUUGUCGAUACAUUGUCACUUGUCAGUUUGAUGCAGUGUGAUGCUGAAAGCAGUAGAUAGUAGAUACUGCUUGGGAAUGAUACUCACAUGCUUGAGUCAGUUCAGUUCAGAGUUCUGAAACUGAAGCAAAUUGGCUGAACAUGUUGCCAGAAAUUUUCUAUGUUUGAUUUCUGCUAGUACUUUUUGUUAGAUCUCAUACUCUCGAGUCAGGUUGGUUAGUGAUGCUAUUGGUAGUGGGGAAUGGGGAUAGCACUUUGACACUGCAGUGACUUGCUGUGGGGAAUGGGGAUAGUACAUUUUUUCAUAUGCCCUUAGGUACUUUGUCAAAUACAGAAUUUUCAUCAGACACUCUGAUCUGAUUCAAAAUCCAAAGUUGUCGUUGUUUGUGAAAAAUAGGUUUCAGGCACAUCAUGGACUUCAAAUUUCUAUCGAUAAUUCAGUGAAAUUGUUUCAUUGUUUGUGGUUGUGUGAUAUAUUGGUCACUUUACUAUUCAUCCGUCUGAAUAGUUUUCUGUUGAAAAAAAAUAUUCUCCUUAUGAUGAGCACAAAUUGGAUGUGUGUGUGUGUGAUACAGUCAGCAGAGUGGAUGAAGGGUGGAUUACCAGCUAUUUAUUUUGCAAUUUUUAGUUGUCUGGACUCCAAAUUGGUUUGAAGGAGACCUAAUUGGACUUCUUUCUAUCUGAUUUUAGCUUGUUUAUUCGAGCUCUUAUUGAUGCUUAUGAACAGUGCCACAUGCUUCAGUUGAUUCGAACUAUGACCAUGCAACCAGUUUGAUUCUCAAGCUUGAGCAGUGCUAAGUAUUUGUUGUUUUAUAUAGCAAAUAUAUACAAGUUUUGUUGGAGGUGGAGAUUAAAUUUUCUGCUCUUGUACAGGAAAUAUGAUCAUAUUUCAUGGUUUUCGUGAAAGAUCAAGGGCAUAGUUGAGACUUGAGAUUAAGAUGUUGUCACAUACUACGUAUAUAAAAUUCAGAUAAUUCAAAAUAUGUAGAGCCAAAAUGCAGCCUCAUAAGCAUUGUCUUUAUUUUCGAGAACGUGUAAUGCACGUAAUAUGAAGAAGCUCAGAUGCAUUGUCUUAGGAAAAGUUUGUAGGAACAGAGUUAGUGCG